AUGCCACAAAAAAAAACAAAGAAAAUUGUUGAUGAAUCGAUGUGGGUUGUGUUAUACGAUGAAAAGAAUUCAUCUCAUCAUAUCGUAGCACGUGAUAAAUUAACAUUUGCUAAAAAAGACAACUUACGUAUCGGUACACCUGCUUCAUAUAAUGGUGAUGGAGAUCGUGCAAAUCGCGUCCGAGGAAAAGUAAUUGUAGUUGCGACAAAGGAAUUAUGUGAGAAUAGUAUCAAAAUGAUCGAAGAGACAAACAACAACAACGAUGACAACAAUGAACAAGAUGAAUCUGAUGAAUCUGAUGAAUCAGAUCAGUUCCAUAUUGAUGAAAAAGAUGAAAAUGAUAUUGAUGAACGGUUAUUAGAAGAAGAAGAUUUACCAACAACUUCUGGUACUGAUGAUAGAAUUUUAAUAGAUAUAACUAAUAUUCCUGUUGAAAUUAAUAAACGAAAAGAACCAAAUGAACAAUCAACAUCAUCUACCAAGAGAGUCAAACGUGCUAGUACAGUAUCUCAUUCAUCGUAUGAAAAAGUACAAAGAGAAAAUAAUCGAUUGAAUAAAGACCUAACUAUGUAUAAGAAUACCUGGAUGCCGCGACCAUCAGGUGCUGUGGCAGCCUAUUUCAUUGAAAUAGCCAGAAUAUUAUCUGGUACAUCAAACGAUAAUGAUGAUAAUGAAGAAGAAAAAGGAGAAAAACUCGAGAAAAUUUGUACUACAUUAGAUCGAAAUGAAUCUGAACUUAAACUAUGUGAACAUGAUAUGAAUAUUACUAAAACUUGUAGACAGCUUAUUAAAUGUCUCUAUCCAGAUACUAAACAACGUGCAAAAAUGCUUGUGUCAUCAAUGGAUGUUGACAAAUUGCAAGCAAUUCAUGAUUACGCCAGGAUUGUUCAUCCUGCACAAUCGAAAACAUCAAAUUCUGUAUUAAAUAACGCUAUAGGCAAUGUUUUCGCUAGUGAGAAACGUAAACAAGAACGACAUGAUAUGGAAAUUUUCAGAUUAAAUAAUUAUUCUGAAGAUGAUGAAGAUAAUGAACAAUAA
Adineta steineri is the source of this 1038-nucleotide messenger RNA. NCBI's taxonomy places the organism in Eukaryota, Metazoa, Rotifera, Eurotatoria, Adinetida, Adinetidae. The record is from the annotation of a GenBank genome assembly.